GGCCGUGAUUCGGCGCCAUGGGGGAGGCGGAGAAGUUUUACUAUAUCUACAGCUGUGAGCUGGAUAUCAACGUGCAACUCAAGAUAGGAAGCUUGGAAGGGAAGAGAGAACAAAAGAGUUACAAAGCUGUUCUAGAAGACCCUAUGUUAAAGUUUUCAGGAUUAUACCAAGAGACCUGUUCUGAUCUUUAUGUUACUUGUCAAGUUUUUGCUGAAGGGAAACCUUUGGCUUUGCCAGUAAGAACUUCCUAUAAAGCUUUUAGUACAAGAUGGAAUUGGAAUGAGUGGUUAAAGUUACCAGUGAAAUAUCCUGACCUGCCUAGGAAUGCCCAGGUGGCUCUGACAAUAUGGGAUGUUUACGGACCUGGAAAAGCAGUCCCUGUAGGAGGGACAACAGUCUCACUCUUUGGAAAAUAUGGUAUGUUCCGCCAGGGGAUGCACGACUUGAAAGUCUGGCCUAAUGUUGAAGCAGAUGGAUCUGAACCUACGAAAACUCCUGGCAGGACAAGCAGCACUCUCUCAGAGGACCAGAUGAGUCGAUUAGCUAAGCUCACCAAGGCUCAUCGACAAGGCCACAUGGUAAAAGUGGAUUGGUUGGACAGACUGACAUUUAGAGAAAUAGAAAUGAUUAAUGAGAGUGAAAAACGGAGUUCUAAUUUUAUGUACCUGAUGGUUGAGUUUCGAUGUGUCAAAUGUGAAGAUAAGGAAUAUGGGAUAGUUUACUAUGAAAAGGAUGGUGAUGAGUCAUCCCCAAUUUUAACAAGUUUUGAGAUAGUGAAAGUGCCUGACCCCCAGAUGUCUAUGGAGAAUUUAGUUGAAAGCAAACAUCACAAGCUUGCCCGAAGUUUAAGAAGUGGACCAUCUGACCAUGAUCUGAAACCUAAUGCUGCCACUAGAGAUCAGCUAAAUAUCAUAGUAAGUUAUCCACCAACAAAGCAGCUUACAUAUGAAGAACAAGAUCUUGUAUGGAAAUUUAGAUAUUAUCUUACCAAUCAAGAAAAGGCUUUGACAAAGUUUUUGAAAUGUGUCAACUGGGAUCUUCCUCAGGAGGCCAAGCAGGCACUGGAACUACUGGGAAAAUGGAAGCCAAUGGAUGUGGAAGAUUCCUUGGAGUUAUUAUCUUCACAUUUUACUAAUCCAACAGUGAGGCGCUAUGCUGUUGCCCGAUUGCAACAAGCAGACGAUGAGGAUUUGUUGAUGUACUUGUUGCAGCUGGUUCAGGCCCUCAAGUAUGAAAACUUUGAUGACAUAAAGAAUGGAUUAGAACCUAUUAAGAAAGAAAGUCAAGGAUCUGUGUCUGAGAGCGUAUCAAGUUCUGGAACAAAUCCUGCAGAAAUAGAUAGUUCCCAAAUCAUAAGCAGUCCUCUUCCUCCAGUGUCUUCUCCUCCUCCUGCAUCAAAAACAAAAGAGUCUGCAGAUGGUGAAAAUUUGGAGCAAGAUCUCUGCACUUUCUUGAUAUCAAGAGCCUGCAAAAAUUCUACAUUGGCUAACUAUUUAUAUUGGUAUGUUAUAGUAGAAUGUGAAGAUCAAGACACUCAACAGAGAGACCCAAAGACACAUGAAAUGUACCUGAAUGUAAUGAGAAGAUUCAGCCAGGCCUUAUUGAAGGGUGAUAAGUCUGUUAGAGUUAUGCGUUCUUUGUUGGCUGCACAGCAGACAUUUGUAGAUCGACUGGUUUGUCUAAUGAAGGCGGUGCAACGUGAAAGUGGAAAUCGCAAGAAAAAGAAUGAAAGGCUACAGGCAUUGCUGGGAGACAAUGAAAAGAUGAAUUUGUCAGAUGUGGAACUUAUCCCAUUGCCUUUAGAACCACAGGUGAAAAUUAAAGGAAUUAUCCCAGAGACAGCUACACUCUUUAAGAGUGCUCUUAUGCCUGCCCAGUUGUUCUUUAAAACAGAAGAUGGAGGUAAAUAUCCUGUUAUAUUUAAGCAUGGAGAUGAUCUACGCCAAGACCAACUUAUUCUCCAAAUCAUUUCACUCAUGGAUAAGUUGUUACGGAAGGAGAAUCUGGAUUUGAAGUUAACACCUUAUAAAGUGUUAGCUACUAGUACAAAACAUGGCUUCAUGCAGUUUAUUCAGUCAGUUCCGGUUGCUGAAGUUCUUGAUACUGAAGGAAGUAUUCAGAACUUUUUUAGACGAUAUGCACCAAGUGAGAAUGGACCUUAUGGAAUAAGUACUGAAGUGAUGGAUACUUAUGUAAAAAGCUGUGCUGGCUAUUGUGUGAUUACAUAUAUCCUUGGAGUUGGAGACAGGCAUUUGGAUAAUCUUUUACUGACAAAAACAGUAACCAUUUUCUCUGUCAGAAUUAGUUCAGAAAAGUGUUACAGGAAUAGCUGUACUAUUGAUGAGAUCUCAGAUCCAUUGAAGUAUUCCAACUUGAUUUUGAACUUGUUUUCCCUUAUGGUGGAUGCCAACAUUCCAGAUAUUGCUCUCGAACCAGAUAAGACUGUAAAAAAGGUACAGGAUAAGUUCCGUUUGGACUUGUCUGAUGAAGAAGCAGUGCAUUAUAUGCAGAGCCUGAUUGAUGAAAGUGUCCAUGCUCUCUUUGCCGCAAUGGUGGAACAGAUCCAUAAGUUUGCUCAGUACUGGAGAAAAUGAGACUGAGUUUUGCCAUCAAUGUAAUGGAGUUUGAGUCAUGUCACUUGUUGAAAAACAGUCUUAGAAGAAACUUACACGAUGAAGAUUUUGGGAGAACGGCUAAUGGCAGAGAAAACUUCAUCUUUGAGCUACAGUGUUCACUGAAAUGUCAGGGGCUUGAGCAUAAUUUCCUGAAGAACCAUUGCUUUAAGUGUUCCAGAAGAUUUUGUUUUGAAACACUCUAUAUAUUUAUUUUCAGCCAUAUACAUUGUUAAUAUAAGAAGUAAAUUUUACUGUUUAUAACAUGUCAAUAACUUUCAAAGUAAUUAUGUGACUAAGGUAGACCUUUUUAGUUUUGGGGCCUGGAAUGGCUUCCACCUUCAUUUAUUUAAGGCCUUAUCAAUAAUUGUAUGGGUUGAUUAAGUUUGGUUUUUGUUUGAUUAGAGGUUGGAGGGUGGGGAUAUAUACCUUUAAAGGGAAAAUGUAAAUUUUUCUUUUACUCUGCACCUAAAAUUAGUAUUUCACAAUUCAUGAAUGGCUCUUUCCCAGGUCAGGAAAUGUUUUCAUUUGGAAAAGACAACUAUUUCCUCCUACUUAUGAAGAAUUAUUUUGAAAAAUAUAGAUCUUGGUCAGCUAAGUUGUAAGUAUGUAAAGUAGAAGAGAAAUAAAAUUUAACUAGCUAACCAGAUAAAUGACAAUAUUGUUGUAGUUUUCAGUAUUGAGCUUGAAAUAUUUUUAUGUAUAAAUAUUCUGUGAUUCCAAUAAACUUUUUUGACAUAACC
Messenger RNA from Gracilinanus agilis (Agile Gracile Mouse Opossum), 3355 nucleotides. RefSeq names its product phosphatidylinositol 3-kinase catalytic subunit type 3 (gene PIK3C3). The transcript has 25 exons. The record is from RefSeq and is a predicted model, not a curated record. Lineage: Eukaryota; Metazoa; Chordata; Mammalia; Didelphimorphia; Didelphidae. Gene Ontology annotation, cellular component: phagophore assembly site; peroxisome; cytoplasm. Gene Ontology annotation, molecular function: 1-phosphatidylinositol-3-kinase activity. Bases 18 to 2594 code for a protein of 858 amino acids. Gene Ontology annotation, biological process: autophagosome assembly; autophagy of peroxisome; phosphatidylinositol-3-phosphate biosynthetic process.